This is a messenger RNA of Cuscuta campestris, 1673 nucleotides long. The record is from the annotation of a GenBank genome assembly. Lineage: Eukaryota; Viridiplantae; Streptophyta; Magnoliopsida; Solanales; Convolvulaceae.
GACGGAAGGAGUAUUAUGGAAACGGGAAAGAUUAAGAAGCAAUAUAUGGACUAAUAGUGUGGCCCUUGAACCGCACCCAGUUUGGCCCAAAACUACAAAAGCCCAAUGAUUUGAAAAUCCGUAUCCAGAAUCCACAUGUGUUCGGACAAGACUGCCCCUUCGUCGCAACCAUUGUCCACUUUCUCUCCCUCCCCUGACACCUCUGAGAUCAUCAGAAGGAAUCGAGAGUCAUUAAUGGAUGCAAUUAGAAAGCAAGCCACGCGGCUACGGGAACAGGUUGCUCGGCAACAGCAAGCUGUGUUUAAGCAGUUCGGAGCUGGGGGAUAUGGUGGUUCAGAUCACACAGAUGAAUCUGAACUCCACCAGCAUAAAAAACUGGAAAAGCUUUAUAUAUCUACUCGUGCUGCCAAGCAUUUCCAAAGGGAUAUUGUCCGAGCUGUUGAAAACUACAUUGUUACUGGGUCGAAGCAAGUUGAGAUAGGAACUAAGCUCUCAGAAGAAAGCAGGAAGUAUGGAUCUGACAAUACAUGUACUAGUGGGGCUACGUUAUCAAGAGCUGCAUUAUGUUUUUCACGAGCCCGUGCUCAAAUGGAGAAGGAGCGCGGAAAUCUAUUGAAAUCCUUUGGCACACAGGUCGCCGAACCAUUAAGAGCUAUGGUAAUGGGAGCUCCACUGGAAGAUGCUCGACAUCUAGCCCAACGAUAUGAUAGAUUGCGGCAGGAAACUGAAGCACAGGCUGUUGAAGUAUUCAAACGACAAGCAAAACUGAAGGAGGGGAAUGGAAAUCCUGAUAUGGCAAUGAAACUGGAAGUGGCCGAAUCAAAAUUGCAGGAUCUUAAGUCAAAUACUGCUAUAUUGGGAAAGGAAGCUGCUUCGGCAAUGGCUGCUGUUGAAGCACAACAGCAAAGAUUUACACUUCAGCGUUUGAUUUCCAUGGUCGAAUCAGAACGUUCUUACCAUCAUAAAGUUCUUCAGAUACUUGAUCAACUAGAAGCUGAGAUGACAUCAGAACGCGGAAGGAUUGAAGCUCCGGCUUCUAGGGAAGAUAGUAUGCCUCCGCCUCCUCCAUAUGAAGAAAUAAAUGGUGUAUCUACUUCUCCAAUGCAAAAUGGCUUAACUGACAGCAUGGGUUACUUUCUUGGGGAGGCUUUGUAUUCCUUCCGUGCUGAAUCUGGUGUGGAGCUUAGUUUGUCAGUUGGAGAUUGUGUUGUUGUUCGAAAGGUUUCAAAUAAUGGAUGGGCUGAAGGUGAAUGCAAAGGCAAAGCUGGAUGGUUCCCUUAUGGUUAUAUAGAGAGAAGGGAACGGGUUCUUGCGAGUAAGGUCGUGGCUGAAGUUUUUUAAAGCCAUUGUGUUAUAUAUGUUGUGGCAUGUUGUUGUGUGUAGUAUCCUCAUCCUUUAUACAUUGAGUCUGCAGCACCUCUAACUUUCCCUACCUUAUUAUAGGCCAAGAUAAAAAGCUUUUUCUCCAAUUUCUCAAAAGAUAGGCUUGUAUUUUUGGAACCUUGUUUCUAUUUUUGUUUUUAUGUUUGAUUGUAAACUAGAUCUCUAACCCGUGCGUUGCACGGUCAGUAAUUUGAGACAGUGAAAUGCAUUCCUAUUUUAACUUUUUUUAAAUGUUAUUUUGGAUGAUUGUAAGAUAUAGCUUCUACUAUUCAUAAAAUGCAUCUCCAAUG